GUCAUCUGUUAUCUGAGUCAAAUCAAAACAAUAAAUAUGAUCUUAAUAAUGAUUAUAUCUUAAAUACUCCUGUUAAGCUACAAUGAAAUAUAAAAAUUAGAAGGUCAUUUAUAUGGAAUGCUAAAGAUGUGGGUGUUUGGCUACGGGUCUUUAGUAUGGAAGGUUGAAUUUCCAUAUGAAGUAAAACUUGUAGGUUAUAUUAAAGGAUACCUAAGAAGAUUUUACCAGCAUAGUACCGACCAUAGGGGUAUCCCAGCGAAGCCAGGGAGAGUAGUAACUUUAAUAGCCAGUGAUGACCCUAACAGUUCAGUCUGGGGUGUGGCUUAUAAAAUUAGACCAGAAGAUGUAGACACAGUGACCAAGUAUUUGGACUUCAGAGAAAAGAAUGGCUAUAGUCAGAAAACAGUUACAUUCCACCCGAAAGAUAAAACAUAUGAUCCCUUUGACUUGACAUUGUACAUUGCUACAGAGGAUAAUGAAUCGUUUGCAGGUCCGGCGUCCAUACAAGACAUAGCAAAACAAGUAGCUGUCAGUGAAGGGCCUAGUGGGCCCAAUAAGGAAUAUGUGUACAAGCUAGCAGCAGCCAUGAGGCUCUUAGCACCCGACGUUGAUGAUGACCACCUCUUCUCGCUAGAAAAGGAGGUGAGAAAAUUAGACACUCAAUCAAAAUGAAACAUGUGAUACUUAGAAAAAUUUAAUAGUUUAUCAAUGUUUUAAAUAAAAUAUAUUUCUUUUAAAUUCAUGUGUCAUUUAUUAUAAAUAAAGUCUAAAAACAUUUGUUUUCGAAAUACGGUAGCAGAAAAUGUUACGUAAAAUUCAACGUAAAAUAACCCAUUUAUAAUUCGGAAUUGUUCGUACACAUUCUGUAGACGUAGGGCGUAUUCCUCGUGUUUAAGACGAUACAGGAGCAAAAAUGCUAAAAUGGAAAGGAGCCCCCCUUUCAAUUUGGGAAUUUUAGUUAAAUAUAGUAAUGUUAUUAA
Leguminivora glycinivorella is the source of this 980-nucleotide messenger RNA. RefSeq names its product putative glutathione-specific gamma-glutamylcyclotransferase 2. Gene Ontology annotation, cellular component: cytoplasm. The coding region runs from base 118 to 672 and encodes 184 amino acids. Lineage: Eukaryota; Metazoa; Arthropoda; Insecta; Lepidoptera; Tortricidae. Gene Ontology annotation, biological process: glutathione catabolic process. The record is from RefSeq and is a predicted model, not a curated record. The transcript has 3 exons. Gene Ontology annotation, molecular function: gamma-glutamylcyclotransferase activity; glutathione specific gamma-glutamylcyclotransferase activity.